Messenger RNA from Sclerotinia trifoliorum, 3495 nucleotides. NCBI's taxonomy places the organism in Eukaryota, Fungi, Ascomycota, Leotiomycetes, Helotiales, Sclerotiniaceae. The record is from the annotation of a GenBank genome assembly.
UUGUCACCUACUAGGUACUUGUACUACAAAUUAAUUUGUAUGAGGAGAUUUCACCAUCCUCAUUGAUUAAUUUAUGGUGAUCAGAAGUACUUACUAUCUAAUAUCUCCCUACCUUUCACUCGUACUCGAAUGAUCUUUCGAGAGCCACAAGAAGCUGUUGUUAUAUAUAUUCUUAUAUUAUCAAAAAGUGGUAUGAGAAAACAAAUUGUCACUUCCUCAACUACUAGCGCCAAAAUUUACAUCAACGGAUCUUUUUCAUCGCAUCCACGGCAUCACAACUCUCCGAUCGGACAGUCGGCACGAAAUCAACAAAUCUAUGAUCUAAAUGGAAAAUAAUCCUGUAAACUUGGGUCAAAUUGAUCCUCGACUUCGAGAUGAAUCUAACACAAAUUCAUUUGCGCAAUCUCAACAGCAUCAACAGCCACAACCGCAACACGAAAUUCACAACCUAAACACUCAAAUUCCUGCGAGCACACCUCGAUUAUCUGGUCCGUCAUCAACAGAGCUCUCGCAGCUACAGCAAUACCAUCAACCUAUCCACGAUGGAGGCCAACCUCAAAUGUACAUGCCUGAAACCCCGCAGUCGGUGGUUCGUACACCGGACGAUGGGUCAAUACUUGCGGACGCGUCGGUCGAUCCGAAGCGAUCAAGAGCUUGCGAAGCUUGUCGAGGAUUGAAAGUCAAAUGCGAACCUGAUAUGAACAAUUUCGAGGGUCCUUGCAAACGAUGCGCCAAAGCUAGUCGCCAAUGUGUUGUUACUAUACCAAGUCGGAAGAGACAAAAGAAAGCAGACAGCAGAGUUGCUGAAUUAGAGAAGAAAAUUGAUGCAUUAACAGCUACAUUGCAAGCAACGAAAUCGGCAUCUCUACCAACCACACAUGGAGCCGAAAUUGGUCUUGAGGAUCAUGGCCAGCAUAUUCCACAGAGGCAAAACCCAUAUGAGCAAGUCACAAAUGGAGGAUUUGGAUCCCCUUUUCCCGGUCAUUCCGAAUCAAGGUUGAACCCGGCAGAUUGGUCCAGCUAUCCUAAAGCUUCCCAAUCCGAGAACCAAACAUUAUCUGCACCCCCGAUGGUGAUGGCCGGGCAGAAGCGAAAACACGCCGAGAGUCGAGAUGGCACGCCGGCUGACUCUUUCAUGACUUCGGGUAUGGGACAGAAAACUCCCGACCUUAAUCCACAUCAAGCACUUUGGCAUGCCACUCAAAAACAAACUCCAUCCCAUGAGUAUGCGGAUGUGGUGGAUCGAGGUCUGGUAACAGCCGAUGUUGCUACCAAAAUGUUCGAUUGCUAUGUUGAAAGAAUGGUUCACCAUAUGCCUGCUGUUGUUUUCCCUGCAGGUACCACUGCAGCAGAAAUUCGCAAAACGAAGCCAAUAUUAUUCCUAGCUAUCCUCAGUGCCAGCUCGGGCACAAACUACCCAUCACUGCAGAAACAGCUAACGAAGGAACUGAUGAGUAUCUAUGCAGAUCGCAUCAUUUGUAGUGGCGAAAAGACAUUAGAGCUCAUCCAAGCUCUUCUUAUUAGCACCCUCUGGUACUGGCCACCGGAACAUUUCGAGGAGCUAAAAUUCUACCAGCUUAUUCACAUUGCUGCAGUCAUGGCAAUUGAUAUUGGAAUGGGUAAGAAGGGAAAGGGUGGUAGGACUGAUAAAAUGAAAAGUGCAGGAUUGUGGAGAGAUCAUCCGUGGCGAGGAACACCUUAUCCCGAUCCAGAGACCAUCGAGGCAAGACGUACUUGGCUGGGCUGUUACUUUCUAUGUUGCAAUGCAGCUAUGGGCUUACGCCGACAAAAUAUCAUUGGUUGGACCUCAUUUAUGGCGGAAUCUGUUGAUAUCCUGGAGAACUCCCCGGAGGCAGCGCCUACAGAUAGAAUCUUAACCCAAUGGGUUCGUAGCCAGCGGAUUGCAGAGGAAGUUGGAAUAUCAUUUUCAAUGGACGAACCAGGUGCGAACAUCAGUAUCGCCGACCCAAAGGUUCAGUAUGCCCUCAAAGGUUUCGAACAAGAGCUUGAUAAAUGGAGCAGUUCAAUACCUCCUGACGUUCAAACACGUAAGUGACAAAUUAUACACUAAUUAGACAUUAAUUACUGACACAGUCAUUCAGCAUCCUUAAAACUGACUGAACAUGUAAUCAAUCUUUAUAUGCAUGAAGUGGCUAUGCACGUCGAUCACAACGUCGAGGAGUUUAAGCCACCCUUUACUGAAGAGACGUUACAUAGUGGUCCAGAAACCACAGAUGUCUUAACUUCAGCUCAUAUUGCUGCUCUCUCUUGUUGCCUAACAUCAAUCGACGGUAUCUUUGAGACUUUCCUGCAGUUUGAUGUUGAGGUUAUUCGAUGUCUUCCCAUUGCACAUUUCGUUAGAGUGGCUUAUGCUGUUGUGGUACUUAUCAAGAUGUAUUUUGCGGCGGCCAAUCCAAACGGUGAGUUGGGAAAAGUCUUCAUCAAGGACAACAUGAAAGUAGAGCAUUACCUCGAUGGUUUAGUCGAGGUCUUCCGUGCCUCUGCAGCAGAUGAGAGAUCUCGACCAGCAGCAAAAUUCUUGAUGGUUCUCAUGAUGUUGAAAACCUGGUUCCAUCGCCAGCGAGAGGGCAAAUCAACUCCUGUACACAAUACAGAGCUCUCUGAUUCUACAAAACCUACUGGUGAUACUUCUGGAGAAGGCACAAAUGAGACGGAUCAGAAUGCUGCCCAACAAAUGGGAUCACAACGUAACGGGCAACCGAGCUACAGUCCUGGUCCUGCGAAUACCCCACUGCAGCUUCUUAGUGAAGUCGCGACGGGCAAUUCUGGUGGUCCCCGUCCUGAAAAUCAAAAUCAAAAUCAAUAUGCGGUCCAGCAAAACGACUGGCCAACACAACAACAGCAACAGCAGCCAUAUCCGAACUACGAUCCAUCUCUAAACCCUAUGAACGCUCAAAUACAACAAGGCUAUGGAGACAUAUCAGGAAACAUCGACCCAUCUCUCGGAAUGGAUCUUGGUUUUGCCAUGGGCGAGGGAUUCGAGCAGGCAAUGGGUAUCACGUUUGGAGUCGGCGAUAUCGGUAACUACUUUGGCGAAGAUGUUUUUGGUCAGUUCAUGGGAGGCAACGUGCAGGGAUUUGACGGGGGAAUGUAGCCUUUGAAUUGCUGAACAUCCAUUCUUUUGAUAAGCACUUUUUCUCGGGGUUUGGUGUCUCAUGGUGGGAUGUUCUCACUGUCUUUUGUACUUAGUUUAUUUUUAUGCCAUUUGCAAAUAAGGUGGUAGGUAAGAUAUAAAAACAAAAAAGUAUUUCUCAGACCGAAGUUACUGGUAGCUGGGUAGCCUAUUUGAUAAGCAAGUAGCUUCAACGCGAAGGAACCGAGGAGAAAAAAGAGAGAGGGGGAGCAAUACUAUCUAUCAUCAUCAUCAUCAUCAUCAUCAUCAUCAUCAUGAUGAAAACAGUCCCAAAAUCUCAUAUGAUUCAUGACACUUACUCGCGUCGUUAAUCUAAUAAUAAAGUAUCAAGAUACCUAGGA